This is a messenger RNA of Plutella xylostella (diamondback moth), 1063 nucleotides long. RefSeq names its product intraflagellar transport protein 122 homolog. Gene Ontology annotation, biological process: non-motile cilium assembly; protein localization to cilium; intraciliary retrograde transport. Lineage: Eukaryota; Metazoa; Arthropoda; Insecta; Lepidoptera; Plutellidae. Gene Ontology annotation, cellular component: intraciliary transport particle A; non-motile cilium. The record is from RefSeq and is a predicted model, not a curated record.
CUCGCCAUGAUAGAAGGAAAGACACCGCCGCCCGGCGUCUCAUUAUUUUGCAUCUACCUGUGCAUAGCGAAGCAAGCCAAGGCGCUGAACCACAUCGCUUUAGCCAAGCAGAUGUUGGACAAGAUGCUCGCACUCAAGAUACCCGUCAAGUUUCAGGAGAGCGUGGAGCUACUCACCCUGACCACACUAGCCCUACCCGGCGGCGGCACCGACGGCGGCGCGCUGUGCUGGCGCUGCCGGCGCACGCUGCCCGCGCUGACCCCGCUGCGCUGCCCGCACUGCCGCCACGCGCCCGCGCUCGCGCUGCCCUCGUACGAGGUCCUCCCGCUAGUUCUCUUCCGGCCGGAACCGGAAAUAUCUCCCGAGGAAGCGGAUGAACUGCUAGAGCGAACGGAGAUAGAGCCUGACUCCACGGAUCAUCUCACGAUAGGCGAGGACAGCGAUGCGCUGUUUCAAGAUGUUGGGUUUGAGGGCGAAGGCGAGCCGGACGGCGCAGUGAUAUGCAGCCGGGCGGCCCUACUGCGCCUCAACCCGGGCUGCGUGGUGCGAGUGGCGCGACCGCCGCCACUGCCGCCGCUGCUGUACCGCAACAUGAUGGCCGAGCUCGCCGUGGCCGAGUGCCGCCACUGCGCCACUCUAAUGUACAUGGAAGACAUGGAGAUCCAGGAGGCUACAAAAGGCCACUGUCCGUUCUGCCGCACCCCCCGCGCGCCGCCCGCCCCCUCCAGCCCCGGCUCUCCUACUAGCGACGAUGCUUCGCCUUAAGAGAUAUGAAACCGAUACUUCGCCUUAAGAGAUAUGAAACCGAUACUUCGCUUUAAGAGAUAUGAAACCGAUACUUCGCCUUAAGUGAUAUGAAACCGAUACUUCGCCUUAAGUGAUAUGAAACCGAUACUUCGCCUUAAGAGACAUGAAACAUGUGGACAAUGCUUCGCCUUAAGAGAUAUGAAACGUGUGGAUGAUGCUUCGCCUUAAGAGAUAUGAAGCUUAUGACUUCUUGGCGUUAAAGCCGAUUCACACACUGUUUAGUGCGAGUGUUAAGUAGACGUAAGUACAUUGCUGG